Messenger RNA from Parnassius mnemosyne (clouded apollo), 2898 nucleotides. NCBI's taxonomy places the organism in Eukaryota, Metazoa, Arthropoda, Insecta, Lepidoptera, Papilionidae. The record is from the annotation of a GenBank genome assembly.
GAGUCUGAAUCAACGAGUCUUUGCCGCCAACCGUAUUUGCCGUAUCCAUAAUUUAAAACUACUUACACAAAAUUGCAAAUUUUUCUACAAGUAUAUUAUUUGCCGAAAUAAAGUUUUUACUAUAUUAAACCAGAGCCAUGAUAAUUUUGGUUGUUCUGGUGGUGAUCCUGUGCUUAUAUUUGGCACAUUGGAGAGCUAAUGCGAAGCGUUUGGAUCGCGCUACCGCAUCACUGCCAGUUCCACCCUGCUUGCCUGUUCUGGGAAAUGCUAUGAUAUUUUUAGGAGACGGUGAAAAAGUUGUUAAGAAUAUUGAAGACAUAGCACAAAUAUGUUAUAAAAACAAGGGCGCGGUUAAAAUAUGGCUCGGUCCGAAGUUAUACGUGGCUAUUGGCAACGCGGAAGAUGCAAAAAUUGUUUUGGAGAACUGCUUAGAUAAGGACAGAGUAUAUCGUUUUCUGAGACCGUGGCUCGGUCGUGGUCUUUUUAUAGCUCCAUUGAAUCUAUGGAAGUCUCAUAGAAAAGUUUUACUGCCCAUAUUCCAUAACAAAGUGAUAGAAGAAUAUUUGGGUGUGAUCGGGGAACGAGCUGAAAUUCUUGUUGAGAGGCUCAGUAAAGAGGUUAACAAGGAAUAUUUUGAUGUUCUCCAAUAUGUGACUGCUUGUACUUUAGAUAUUGUUUUUGAAACGGCGAUGGGUGAAGAGAUGGACGUACAACAUUCAACAGAUUCCCCGUACCUGCGUGCUCGUCACACUGUUAUGACAAUACUAAAUAUGCGCUUUUUCAAAUUGUGGCUACAACCGGAUUGCCUAUUUAAUUUGACACCCUACGCGAAACAAUUAAGAGAAAAUAUUGCAUACACUCACAAGUUUACGGACGAGGUUGUCCGUAAGAGAAGAAUGGAAUACGAAAGGAAUAAAUCAAUAUCGACUGAACAAUCAGACGGCAAACUUCGCGCUGUCCUGGAUAUGUUAUUCGACCGCGAGAUAAAGUUCACCGACGAUCAACUUCGGGAGCACAUUGAUUCUAUAACCAUUGCUGGAAACGACACCACGGCGCUCGUCAUUGCUUAUACUUUAGUCCUGCUUGGUAUGCAUCAGAACGUGCAGGAUAAAGUAAUUCAAGAACAAGAAGCAAUUUUCGGCAUGUCUAAGCGAAAAGUGAAUAAAGACGAUAUUAACAACAUGAAUUAUUUAGAGAGAGUUAUAAAAGAAAGUAUGCGUUUAUAUUCUGUAGUCCCCAUCAUAGCUCGGAAAAUCGACAGAGAGUUAUAUUUACCUCAUUGUGGAGUUCAGUUGCCGGCUGGAACAAGUGCGGUCAUUGGCGUGUUUGGUAUUCAUCGUUCAAAAGCUGAGUGGGGUCCAAGUGCAGAGGAAUUCGACCCAGACAGAUUCCUACCUGAAAGGUCUAACGAACGGCAUCCCGCUGCUUAUUUGCCUUUCAGUUAUGGGCUCAGAAAUUGUAUUGGGCGUAACUUUGGCAUGAUUAUAGCAAAAACUAUUAUUUCAAAUGUAAUCCGGUCAUACAAAAUAGACGCUACGGGCAUUGGUCCAUUAAAGAUGGAGAUACUCUUAUUCCCCAUCAAUGGACAUCAAAUUCGUCUGACAAGGAGAUAGACAUUUUUUAUAUUUAAUUUAUAAGUAUUAUUAUUUUUUUAUUUAGUUUAAUUAUACCAAUUUAAGUUCUGAUAUAAAAUGUUAUACAUCAGUAAUAUUAAGCAUGUACUCGUAUUAACUUACAACUUAUACGAAACACCAACUUAUAAAAUGAUAUACAUAAUAUUUAUUAUGGUUAAACGGUGACUUGAUGAUUUAUGAAGGAUUUAGAGUUUAAAAAUAUUUAUAAAUAUAUAAAUUUUGUAAAUGUAUAAUAUAUUCCUCACCUAAACUCAAUUAUAUUUGUUAUUAAAUAAAGUUGUAUUUGUUUAUAAUAAAGAAAAUCAACACGAUAUAAAUUAAGUUUUUAUUAUACUUAUACUUUAAUCAAGAACCGUCACAAACUUUUAAUUUUAUCAUAUUUUUGCAUUUAAUAGAAACCCGAUUACUAUGAUUUUGUUUGCUUAUUUCUCAUAAGUAAUAAAUACUCGUAAUAUUUGUUUAUGCGCGGGCGAGGUGAACGCGUUAACGAUUUCGUCUUAGCCCAGCGUCACUAGUUUCAAAGUUAAACCUAUGCCCGUCUUACUACAAAACAUGAUUUAUUGAUAGUCUCGGGUUUAGACUAUGGUUUAUGAAUGUUUCUAAUUAAAGAAUUCCCUUAGACGCUGUUUUCAAUUUUAACAUCUGUUAUCAAAUUCCAUACAUUGUAAUUAAUAGAAUCCGUUACUUUGCGGAAAUCCAUUAUAUUAAAGUUUUAUUUUGACAAUAUCCUACCAUUUGCUAAGUUCUUAGCGGUCAGCCACCGCAGAGUCUACUACACGCGAGGAUGCCUCGUGUAGACGCGAAGCUCGUGUCGUAUUAUCGUCAGUGGUGUGUCUUCCCUAGUGUAGUGGUGGUGGGAGGGCGGCAGGUGCUCUUCAAACAAGGUAAGACACAUCACAUCAUCAUAAAUAAAUCUUUUUUUUGUAAUUGAUUUGUUCAUUGUUUUUUUUUUUAAUUUAUUUAACAGUGGUAGAGCCACGCGGCAGCUUUUGCUGUCGCACGGAUGGGCCGGCUCGAACCGGGGUGGUACCACGACCUCACAGAAAACCAGCGUGAAGUAGAGGCUUACCUCUGCGUUUCGCUUGGUGAGUGCAGGUGGCCGGAGGCCCUUUUUACUGGAAAUGAGGCAUUCCAUCUUAGUCCUCACAGGUGACAACGCAUCUACAUUUUGAUUUGUAAUAGAGGAUAGAUGUAGAUGUCUAUGGGCCACAGCAACCACUUACCAUCAGGUGGACUGUGUGCUCGUUUGUCACCCUUAUCCUAU